AUGGUACGAGGCGAAAGUGGUCCUGUUGCCUUUAAUAGCGACUUUGGCUGGGUUGUUACUGGUCCGACAAAUGAUACAGAAUCGUGUUCGAAAGUCUCGGGAGUUCAUUUGCUCAUCGAGGAGCAAUGUUCAUUAUUAACACCAUCCUCAUUUGCGUUGAGAGAGGAUGAAUCUGAACUUUCGAAGUGUUUAAGCCAAUUCUGGAAGAUCGAGUCGAUGGGAAUUAAUGAGGAGAAAGUAACUAAAGAAGAGUUUUUGAAGGAUAUUCGAUAUCUCGAGAAUGAAGCAAGAUACGAAGUUAGUUUACCACGGAAGAAUGAGAGUAUUCCGAAAUCGAACGGAUACGGUAUGUGUUUGAAACGACUCCAUCAACUCAAGUCUCGUCUCGAUAAAGACAAACAAUUACUCGAACAAUAUGACAACAAAUUUAAGGAUCAAGAGAAAGGCGGUAUCAUAGACUUCGUAGUUGAACCUGGAGAAACUAGCCAUUAUUUACCUCACCAUGGAGUGAUUCGCCAAGAUAAAGAAACAACAAAACUUAGAGUCGUGUUUGACGGUUCCGCGAAACCUACAAAAGAUGAUCUGUCAUUAAAUGAUUGUCUCCAAAAGGGUCCAAAUUUAGUUCCACAUCUAUUUGAUACUGUUGUAAAUUUCAGAGGUUAUCCUAUCGGACUUGUUGCUGAUAUCGAGAAAGCCUUCCAUCAGAUACAAAUUGCUCCUGAUGAUAGGAAAAUGUUGAAGUUUCUCUGGUUUGAAGAUAUUAAUCAAGAUCCCCCGACCCUCAAAGAAUAUGAGUUUCGACGUCUGCCAUUUGGUCUAACCCCCAGUCCUGCUAUCUUAUCCAGCACUAUAUCUCAUCAUCUUUCAAGAUACAAGGAAAUUGAACCAGAGAUAGUCUCAUUGUUGCUCGAGUCUCUGUACGUUGAUGAUUUCGCCGGUGGAGCUUAUGAUGAUGAUGAAGCCUUACAUAUCUAUCGCACAUCUCACGAUCUAAUAGGCAAAGGUGGGUUCAAACUUCGAAAAUGGCAUUUGAAUUCUGCCUCCAUACGAGAUUUCAUCGCAACCCAAGAAGACGCAAAUGGAAGUGUGAAAGACAAAGUAACAAACGCGAAUUCAGAAUCCACUUAUCACAACGUCGAUGUUGACAUAGAAGUACGUAAAGUCGACGCCUCUUUACCAUGUUCAUCAUCGCAACAUUCUUCAGUAUCGAAAAGCAAUUGCGUUAAGAUUCUCGGGAUUAGUUGGAACGAGGACAGUGAUGAAUUUUGUUAUGACCUCGGCGAAUUAGUUGAAUAUGCGAAAUCCCUUCCCGCAACUAAACGAUCAGUGUUAAAGCUUUUCGCCAAAGUAUUCGACCCCAUUGGUCUUUUCUCUCCAUUUACAGUUACCAUGAAAAUGUUGUUUCAGACACUGUGUACCACCAGCGUGAACUGGGAUGACGAGUUAGAUGGCAAAGCAUUAACGGCUUGGAAAUCUCUCGUAAAAGAUUUACAAGCCCUGAGUGAUAUACGAGUACCACAAUGUUAUUUUCAACGUCUAAACGAACUGUUUCGAACACACAAGAUUCACAGGGUUUUGUAA
Paramuricea clavata is the source of this 1581-nucleotide messenger RNA. The record is from the annotation of a GenBank genome assembly. Lineage: Eukaryota; Metazoa; Cnidaria; Anthozoa; Malacalcyonacea; Plexauridae.